AUGUCAUCUUUUAGUACAUACCAGCAAAGUGGCGUAGAGCGCGCAUAUUACCUUGAUGGAGUAUGGAGCCCUAAUCCCCCUACUGCUAUGUCAAGACUAACACUCCAACACCUACAACACCAAGGUUGGAGCGUGAGCCGUGAGGCAAUCCGCCUCCCACGCCGCUACCACUCCCGAGUCGACCGAGUCAGGAUUCCGCUGAACGGCCCCUUCUAUAGCACCGAGAUUGUUCGGACAGACGUCUACGGCGAGUGGAAGGGAGUCAUCGGACCAGGUAUGGUAAUUAUUGAGACGGUUUAUCGAACCGGGCGCACAAAUCUCCCAUAUUCUUCGCAACUGACCAAAGCUGCUUAUGAGGCGUGCAGCCCUCUUGCGGGCCUGAGGUAUGUUUUUAUGGAGAAUGUUGUUAAUGACGACACGUUGGAAUUUGUGCGCAAUUUCAUCUACACCGAGCCGGAGUACAUUACGCUUGAGACUAUCAGCGAAGCCAAGCGGAAAUCCUUUCAAAUGGGUACACCCCAAUAUUAUGGGCUUUUGGGUACUGAGAUGGGUCGGAUUGUUACUUAUUUAUUGUUGGAUUCUUUUCGACCAGGUUAUCGGCGUAUUGGGAAGAUUACGACUUGGUUUGAGCGAUAUAAUCUUCAGUUGCGUUUUGAUGUUGUUUAG
Molecule: messenger RNA, 666 nt
Organism: Penicillium longicatenatum
Lineage: Eukaryota; Fungi; Ascomycota; Eurotiomycetes; Eurotiales; Aspergillaceae
Exons: 1
Coding region: 1-666 (221 amino acids)
Source: RefSeq, a predicted model, not a curated record